Messenger RNA from Larimichthys crocea (large yellow croaker), 2336 nucleotides. RefSeq names its product zinc finger and BTB domain-containing protein 6. Lineage: Eukaryota; Metazoa; Chordata; Actinopteri; Sciaenidae. The record is from RefSeq and is a predicted model, not a curated record. Gene Ontology annotation, biological process: regulation of transcription by RNA polymerase II. Gene Ontology annotation, molecular function: protein binding; RNA polymerase II cis-regulatory region sequence-specific DNA binding; DNA-binding transcription factor activity, RNA polymerase II-specific. The coding region runs from base 549 to 1919 and encodes 456 amino acids. The transcript is spliced from 2 exons. Gene Ontology annotation, cellular component: nucleus.
CAGCAGAAAAACCAGAGGAAGCCGGGAUGACUGUUGCUCCACCGCUAAAAGAUGCAUCUCAUCCUUCCUUCUGCAUGUGUAGCCCUUUAACGUUUUUUUCUAAUUCUAACCCCAACUGUGGUUAAACUGGCGUCAGGCGAGCAGUCACUCACUGUCCUCUAAGUUAUUUGUGGCUUUUAACCAAGAAAAGCAGCUAUUUUCACACGCUGGAUCCAUCAUCUCGGGAUGAGCCUGCAGUAAAGGUAGGGCUGGAUCGUCACGUUCAUGUGUGUUCUCGAUCUGUCUCUAGUAUUCAACUGGCUGUAGUGUAAAUUUUGCUUAAUAGCAGACCAAAAUCAUCUUGUGAUAAUGAUGAUAGGAUGUGGAGAUUGUGAUUUUGUUGUAGAUCAGUGGGUAGCCAGGUGACUAGGUGGCCUUAUGUAUGUAUUUUAGGAUCACAUUUAUUUGAAAUGUACUCAUAUUGUUCAACUACAGGUAGCACAACUUUUCUGUAUUCACGCUCUUACAAACUGUGAACCAAAUAUUCUUUUAAAUCCAGAGAGACCAUCAUGUCGAGCUCCUCUGACACUCUACAGUUUCGGUUCCCCACCCACUGUGACUCCAUCCUCAGCAAAAUUAAUACACUAAGAGAGGAGCACCGCUUCUGUGAUAUCAAACUGCUCCUUGGGGGUCCACGAGGCGCCACAGUCCAGCCUCUCCCUUUCCACGGUCACAGGGUCGUGCUUGCAGCAUCCUCAGAUUUCCUACGUGACCAAUUCCUGCUCCACAAAGGCCGGGCUGAGCUGAGAGUCGGUGUUGUUUCCAGCGUGGAAGUUGGCAAGAGGCUUCUCCUGUCCUGCUACACCGGCCUCUUAGAGGUCCCUCUGAGAGAGCUGGUGAGCUACCUGACCGCUGCCAGCGCACUCCAAAUGAGUCAGGUGGUGGAGAAGUGUGCUGAGGCCGUCUCCCAGUACUUCAGUCCCACGCUGGCUUUUUUUAAACUGGAGGAUGACUUAAAGGUGAAGACAAUCGAGCAGCAAGAAAGCGUCAAAUGUCAGAAGGAAAGGGAAGCAGGCCAGCCCAGCAGCAGCAUCGAGGAAGCAAAUACAGAGGAAGAGGGAGUGACUGUGAUUAAGUCAAAGUCAAAGGUCAGCAAGGGAGCUGAAGUGGAUAUUGGGCAAAAGGAGGUCAAACUUGAUAGGAGUGUGGUUUUGACAAAAACUGAAGAUGCAGCAGAGGAAAGUGGAGAAAUCCAGCCUGUUCACACAGAUCAAUAUGACCACAUCACAGGUCUCUUAGGAUGUAUGCUGCAUCCUCCUGCAGCUGUCCGAGAUCACACACGUCCAUUAUCAAGCGGAACUUCUAGUCAACAUGAAGAAUUAGUGAACAGCUCCCACAACCAAGAUGAAGAAGCAGGGCAAGACAAAACAGAAGAAGAAGAAAUGUUUUUACUGGCAGCUCAACUGCGAGAAUGUGGACAGCUGAUGGACUCCAAUCUACUUUGCCUCUCUGAAGCAAAGAGUCACUGCUCUGGAGAUGAACUGACAGAACAUUCAGACAGAAUGUUGGUUCAGAGGCCGUACCUGUGCAGGAGGUGUGACCGAGUCUUCCAGCACUUGGAGAGCUAUGUGGGCCACCUGAAGGAGCACAGACAGUACUUGUGUUUGGUGUGUGGGAAAGGCUUUUCCCAGAAGAGUAACCUGACCCGGCACAUACACGUACACACUGGUGUCAAACCUUUUCGAUGCCCACUGUGCCACAAGGCAUUUUCUCAAAAGGCAACCCUGCAGGACCACCUGAAUGUGCACACAGGAGACAAACCUCAUAAGUGCAACUACUGUGCUGUGCACUUUGCACAAAAGCCAGGUCUCAGGCGCCACCUGAAGGACAUUCAUGGUAAGAGUAGCCUGCAAAACGUGCUUGAGGAAGUUGUGGACUGACAAUAAACAGCAGUUUUAGGGUCAAAUUAAUUAAGGCAGUUAUUUUUUAUAGUCAUAUUUAUGUCAAGUAAGGUACCACAAAGCAAAAUAAGCAACAUGACACUCAUUAUUUUGACUCUGAGAUGUGGUAUUUCAAUUAAAAAUGUAUUACUUCCUGUUAUGAUAGAUUGUUUUUACCAUUUUAGCAAAAUGUCAGAGUCUUAUAGGGUUGAGCUGGGCAUUGUUUCCAACACCUCUAAGAGUGCUCCUGCAUUUUAUAGUGUGUGUACAGCCAAAUAAAUGUGUGCCUCUGCUGCCUCUACAACCAAAGAUUAUAUUUACUGGUUUUACCAAGAAUAUAAGGCACAUGUAACUAUGUAAACUGCAAGAGAGAAAACAUUGCUGUAAUUACUGCAGUAGAUUAUGGAGAAAACUUGA